CCCGUGGGCUUAGUUUGUGAGACGCCUCCGAAGCGGCAAGUAGUUGGUGGCAUUACAAGCGACUGCAUCUCAUCUGCCAGCAGACGCUACACGCGCUCGAGAGUUCAUUCAAAAUUAGAAACAUUGCCGCGCGCAGCUGCCCAAAAAGACUGGGAACAGAUAUUCAAUUCAAUUUUAUGUUUAUUUUAACAUAUAAGAAAAUUUUGACAAGCCAAAAAGAAAAACAAACGUGGGCUGAACAAGAAAAAAAACAUAAGCAUAAAGCGAAUCUAGAAAAUAGAACGGAAAGAUAAACCGCAAAGGUCGCAACCAAAAAAAAAAAAAAAAUUUAGAAGUGAAAGUGAAAACGAAAACAAGAACCACAAAUAGAAAAAAAAAAAAACACAACAACACUUUGCGUUCGCAAUUCCCGUUGCAUUUGGCCGAUCGGGCGCCUUUUGGCUGCGUAUUAUCAGUGGACACUGGAAUAGGAGAAGUCGACCAGAAAAACGGACAGCGAAACUCUCGUGUCAGAGGCUACACGCCGUGUUAAUGCACUCGUAAUCGCCGGACAAUUGGCGGCAAUAAAUUCUAUAUUUGUGCAUAUAUAUAUAUAUGUAUGUCAGAAUUUAAAUCGCGACUUUUGUGAUUGCAAUUUCAAUUGAGCAAUUGAUGGGCAUAGAUUAUAAAUAGAUUGACUUACAGAAACUGGUUUCAAAAGCAAGUUCAGUGUCAAAAUGCGCACAGCAUAAAGUUCUUCAAGCGAGUGAACGACCCAGAAAAUUUCGAAUUCUUUUCGAAAGAAUCUGAAUUUGAACUCUUAUCAAUACGCACACACACACAUAUACAUAUAUAUAUACAAUUUGUGUUCGUUGUUUUUGUUGUUGUUGAGCACUGUGUUGUGUGUUAUAUAUAUAUCUAUAUAUAUAUAAAAGCUGUGAUAAACAAGGAAACUACUAAAAUGACCCAGUCUAAGGAUAAUCUGGAGAAGACGAGAGAGCUCAUCAGCGAGGAGAGCAUGAAGGAUUUGCUCACAAAGCAGCUGGAAAUAGUUGGCAGUAGCGGCGCAUUUGUUUGGGCCAUCUUCUUUCUCUGCGUUACGCCCAACAUUUUGAACGGUUUCCAUGUGUCGUCGUACACGCUGCUCGGCCAUCUGCCCGAGGAUCAGUGGUGCGGCAUUGACGAACUGCGUAACACCAACUGGACGCUGGCACAGAAGCGCAGCAUCAGCGAGCAUGAGCUGAACUCGGGCGGUUGCACGGUCUGGGAUUGGGAUUACCAGCAGCUGAGUCAGAUGUCCUACGAGGCGGCACUUAACUACACCAGCCGCAUGGCUGCGAUCAAGCAGCCCACGGUGGUGUCCUGCAAGGCCAAGGGCAGCUACGAGUAUUCGCAUCCGGAGACCACAUUCGUUGCCGAUUGGGAGCUGACCUGUGAGCGCAGCAUUCAGCGCACAUCGGCCCAGGUUUCCCUAUCCCUAGGCAAAUUCUGCGGCUCCUUCACGUUUGGCAUACUGGCUGACAAAUUUGGUCGCAAGACUUCGUUUACGUUGGGCGCCGCUUUCUUCGUUUUGGGCAGCAUCUUUUGCAGCUUCUCGCCCUGGUACAGUCUCUUUUUGAUUGGCCGCUUCGCCUUGGGCGCUGCCUCGUCCGGUUUGUUCUAUCCUGCAUUUACGAUGAUUGUUGAGAACAUUUGCCUGAAGCAUCGUUCCUGGAUGUCGAUUGCCUUCUCUGCCUCAUAUCCCGUUGGCAUGAUCCUGCUGGCCAUUGCGGGCUAUCUGAUACAGCCCUGGCGCUAUCUGCAACUGGCAUUGACCAUACCCUCGCUACUUCUGAUCCUUAAUUGCUAUCUGAUGAACGAAUCCCCACGCUGGCUCAUAACGAAGCAGCGUUACGACCGUGUCUAUCAAAUCCUUUUCAAGCAGCCCAGCCACUAUGAGGUUCAGCCCACAAUUGCGCCAGCCACCGAAAUUGUUAGCGAUAAGAAAACGCUGGAACCGAUCCCAAAUGAUUCGCUCGCCAAGAAGCUAAAGAAUGGUCCACUUAAGUCAAUUAUCGAGCUCUUUGCGAAUCCAAAAGUGCGCAAACUAAUCUUCACCUCGUACUUUAUGUUCUGCGUAACCUCGCUCAGUUACUAUGUGACGGCUCUCAAUGCCGCCAAUCUCUCGGUCAGUCGCUAUCUGUAUAUUAUAGCCACUGGCGUUGUGGAUAUACCUUCGUAUCUGGUGCCGGUCAUUAUGUUGCGGUAUACGGGCCGUCGUAUUACCACAAUGUUCCUGUUCAUGUGGACGGGCGUAUCGCUGCUGUUGGUGCUCGCGGUGCCCGCUGGCAGCACCACGUGGAUCGUUGCGUUUGCCAUGUUGGGUCGAUUUGGCAUCAGUGCCACCUACUCGGUUGUGACGCUCUACACAGCAGAGCUGUAUCCCACCGAAAUACGUAACUCGGCGCUGGGCACCUGCUCCACAUGGGCGCAUGUCGGUUCCAUUUCGGCACCCUAUGUGGUCGAUGUGCUGGGCGCAUUAGGCUGGUACAUUCCGACAACAAUCUGCGGCUGCUGCGUUCUAGUAGCAGGCCUGCUAACGCUAACGCUGCCCGAAACGGGCACGGGACACCUUUCCGACAAGGUUGAGGAUGCCUCCGCCGCCAACGAAGCGACCGAGAGCAAGCCUGAAAAGCAGUAAGAUUGAGCCACAACCAAGCCGUGCAGGCUGGUCGAUGGGUUCCACUAGUUAAGUUAGUAUACGAUCGAUUAUCCAUGCUACCUAUGUAUACGUAUUCUACAAUGUUACGAUUGUAAUACUACCAGUACUACUCUAGGCCUAAGUUUUCUAUGCGUAAUU
Molecule: messenger RNA, 2818 nt
Organism: Drosophila virilis
Lineage: Eukaryota; Metazoa; Arthropoda; Insecta; Diptera; Drosophilidae
Product: organic cation transporter protein
Biological process (GO): transmembrane transport
Cellular component (GO): membrane
Molecular function (GO): transmembrane transporter activity
Source: RefSeq, a predicted model, not a curated record